AUGGUUGGCCGAGAGCACUCUGGCCGAGCAGGCCGAGAAAACUCGGCAGCAGCUGGCCGAGAGCACUCUGGCCGAGCUGGCCGAGAAAACUCGGCAGCAGCUGGCCAAGAGCACUCUGGCCGAGCUGGCCGAGAGCACUUGACAGCACUGGCCGAGAGCAUUCUGGCCGAGCUGGCCGAGAGCACUCGACAGCACUGCCCGAGAGCACUCUGGCCGAGCUGGCCUAGAGCACUCGACAGCACUGGCGGAGAGCACUCGACAGCACUGGCCGAGAGCACUCGACAGCACUGGCCGAGAGCACUCGACAGCACUGGCCGAGAGCACUCGACAGCACUGGCCGAGAGCACUCUGGCCGAGCUGGCCGAGAGCAGUCGACAACGCUGGCCGAGAGCACUCGACAGCACUGGCCGAGAGCACUCUGGGCCAAGAGCACUUGUCGGGGUUGAAAUAUCGAUUAUUUCGGUUUUUUCCCACGCUUAA
Messenger RNA from Linum trigynum, 480 nucleotides. The record is from the annotation of a GenBank genome assembly. Lineage: Eukaryota; Viridiplantae; Streptophyta; Magnoliopsida; Malpighiales; Linaceae.